AUGCCUUUUAUUCAUGAUAUAAAAAUGGAAUCGGAAAAUAAUGACAUGUCAAACUAUUAUUCCUUCCCGAAAACCAAUUGUUUCUACGCCAACUAUAUUAAGUCACCAAUGCCUCCUUUAAUUGACUACGCGGAGUACCAAGUGAUGCAGGAUAAUACUACGAAUUCCGCAGAAGUGAUGGAAAGCUUUGCUCCUUACCAACAUACUUAUCAGGAUUACUACUGUUUUCAAAGAACCAAUGAUUAUUUUUUGGAAAAGGACGAAGUUAAAAGUAUUGAAGUUUGGAACUCCGAAUUAAGAACUUUAAAUGCCCAUUUCCAUGGAACACCAGAUUGUGAUUUUCAAUCAGAAUAUUCUUGUAAAGAAAAUGAAGUUUGCAGUGAAUCAUACGUUGUGGAUAAUGAGGAUGCUAGUUCGCCAUAUUCUGAUGAUUCCUUAGAUCUUAAACAAUCAGAGCUUAAUGGUAAAGGACGAAAGGAACGUACAGCAUUUACUAAAAAUCAAAUAAAGGAAUUAGAGAAAGAAUUCGAUCAUUCUAAUUAUUUGACAAGAUUAAGAAGAUAUGAGAUUGCGGUAGCUCUGGAUCUAACUGAACGACAGGUUAAAGUGUGGUUUCAAAAUAGAAGGAUGAAAUGGAAAAGAACAAAAGGGGGAGAUGAUAAAAUCAAAAUGAAACAAUCAAAAAAGAAAUUAAAUUUAUAA
Messenger RNA from Brassicogethes aeneus, 702 nucleotides. The record is from the annotation of a GenBank genome assembly. Lineage: Eukaryota; Metazoa; Arthropoda; Insecta; Coleoptera; Nitidulidae.